GAAUAACAAGAUGUAGCGUAUUUGCAGAUAUUUCAAGUUGUCUCUAAAUAAAAAUAACCGCAAACAUGAAGUCUACAACCCUUAUCCUCUCAGCUCUCGUUGCCAGCUGCACCGCAUUGGAGCCCACACCCAGUAACUGCGAUGUUACCAUCACUAGCACUGCCUAUGGUCGCCAGACGGAUGGCUGUCGCCAUGACUGCCGCUUCAAUGGUUGCAUCGGACAAGCCGCCUAUUAUCUCCCCUGUGGGUGCACAUCAGCUACUGUGCAUACCAUCACCGCAAAGGUCUGCGCUACCGAGUUCCCCUGCUACGGCUGCCGCUACGGCUACUAUCCCAUCACGCGAACCGAUUGCCCUGGUGCCAGCGAGACCAAGUAA
Molecule: messenger RNA, 377 nt
Organism: [Torrubiella] hemipterigena
Lineage: Eukaryota; Fungi; Ascomycota; Sordariomycetes; Hypocreales; Clavicipitaceae
Source: the annotation of a GenBank genome assembly